AUGUCGUCGUCAAAUUCUAGUGAUUUACCAACUGAAGAUAUUCUGGAAGCUUUUGGCAGUGAUCCAAAUCCUCAUCGAAGACAUCGAUUAAAAUAUAAAAAUGGAGAAUGUUUUGUGAAUGAAGAAGAGUUGGUUCAAAGUUAUCCGAAACAAAAUAGCUUGCGAUAUUCAGGAAAGUAAGUUGUUUUGAGAAAAAUUCAAUCUUUGACUCAUUUGUUAACAAAUUUGAAUCAACUUUUAGCGCUGGCCCUCUUCUUCAUGAAGCUGAAGCUGCCGAUUCAGCCUUAUUGUCAUUUGACGCAUAUGCCGAAGAAGAUGGUCUUGAUGAAGAGAUCCACAGAAUUCGGAUUUUUAAAAUCAAUUAUCAUUUAUGUGACGAUACAAUCACUGUGAAUGAACCAUUUGUCGACAACACUGGUUAUUUGCACGGUAGAAUUUUUCGUCGACAAAAAGUUCCAGCAAAUAAUCGAAUUGGGAAACCAUAUAUUCAUUGGAGUGAUUUGAAUGUUGGAAAUGAUGUGAACUUGUUUGAAACUAUUUAUAGAAUAACCUCGUGUGAUGCGUUUACCAGAGUCAGUUUUUCUGGUUAUUGAUUCAAAAAGAAACCUCUUUUGUUAUAGAAAUAUCUUGAAGAACAUGGUAUAAAAGUAAACGAGAAUGAAGAAUUACCAGAAGAUCCAUGGCUUGUGAGACGUCGAGGAAAUCCACGAACUGCUCCAAAACUACCAGAUCAACGAGAAUUCAUCAAUCGUCCAGCUAUGCUUGUUUAUCGCUGUUGUUGGUUAGAUCAUAUGAACGAUUUUCAUGGUUGUAGAAUGAAACGGAUUUUCAAGUAAAUUCUUAUUUUUUCUCAACAUUUCUGAAAAUAAUAAACACAAAUUCCAGGCUUUUUGUAUAUUGCGUUGAUCAUACUGUAGCAUUGAUUGAAGAAACAAAAGAGUAUGAAGGUCAAUUGUUUUUGAAAAGAAUUGAAUUGCCUUAUCCAAUCCAUCCUGGUUAGUUUUCUUUUACAUGAAGUUGAUUUGAAAAAAAUUGUUUAGAAAUGCCUCGUCGAAAUUAUCGGUGGUGGGAUAUUCGACCAGGUGUUUGGAUAGACGUUUUCUGUCGGCCAAUGUUUGUUUUCGAAUGUGCGACUGAAGAAACCAAGAAUUUUAUCCGACAACAAUUUGGUGAAACCGAUUUUGCACAUUACAGCAGCCAGGUUUUAUUUUAUUAUAAAAAAUCAUAAUAAAAGGGGUUGCAAAAUUUGAUGAUAGGAUCAGCAAGAUUUCAGUGUGAGAAACCAAAACAAAAGUUUGAGCUUUCUUAUGAUCUGUGUUAGGAAAUAUUGAAAUUUGAAAACUGGACUAAAUUUUGAAACAUUCUAAUAUCCUGCUUAUUUUUCAGUCGAUAUUAGAAUCAAAAUCUAUUCCGAAAAAGAACAUUUUUAUCUAGCAUUUCAUUUAUAUUUUUUGAGAUACUGGAAGAUGGACCGCCUGCAUCAAACUUUUUCAAUUCUCCAUCGAUUCUACGAUUCAGAUGUUCCAUGGUUGACGCGCCUUCAAUUCUUUAUGGUUUGCAUUUCAUCCUUUCUUAUGAUGUUAAUCGAAGAAUUGUGAAUAUUGUUGAAGAGGGAAGAAAAUCGUGGACCGGCGGAAGAGUUUUUCUAAAAGACGUGGAUGCUGCAACCUUCAGGUGACCUAUGAAAAUAUUCAAUCUAAUCUAAAUCGUUAUUUAUCUUAUUUUCAGUGAGAAUCAAUUUGCUCCUGGUAGAAUUUUGCAAUUCUUCAAAUGGCGCUUCAAUUUGAUCCAAUGCGAUCAAGAAACUGAAAAAUAUCUCAAAUGGAAAUCGACGCCUCAUAAUAAGUAG
Messenger RNA from Caenorhabditis angaria, 1849 nucleotides. The record is from the annotation of a GenBank genome assembly. Lineage: Eukaryota; Metazoa; Nematoda; Chromadorea; Rhabditida; Rhabditidae.